This is a messenger RNA of Lecanosticta acicola, 852 nucleotides long. The record is from the annotation of a GenBank genome assembly. Lineage: Eukaryota; Fungi; Ascomycota; Dothideomycetes; Mycosphaerellales; Mycosphaerellaceae.
AUGACAAGCUUACUGCGAGGGACAACUUUGAUCACAGGUGCAGGCUCGGGCAUUGGCCAACACGCAGCCUACGCCUUUGCCAACCACGGAAUCCGCAAUUUCGCUCUCUGCGACAUCAAUCCCACGUCUCUCAAACAAACCACAUCUCAGUUGAAAGCGGCGCACAAAGAUGUCUCCGUCCUGGAGUUGAACGUGGAUACCUCAAAAGAAGACUCCGUGCACUCCGCUAUCGACUCAACAGUCAAGUCCUUCUCGCGCAUAGAUGUAGCUGUCAACAACGCCGGAGUCGGAGGAUCGGGACGGCAUACUCAUGAAAUGGAAUUGACAGACUGGCAACGCGUGAUGUCGAUUAAUCUGAAUGGCGUAUGGCUGUGCCAGCGCGCUCAGAUUCGGCAAAUGCUGAAACAAGAACCAUUGAUCCCGCCGCCACGUGGGAAUCGAGGCGUCAUUGUAAACGUUGCUUCUAUGCUAGGCUUGAAAGGGAGCUCUCCAGAAGUCCCGGCUUGCGAGUAUACUGCCAGCAAGCAUGGAGUGGUAGGAUUGACGAGGACUGAUGCUGCUGCGUACGCGAAGGAGGGGAUCAGAAUCAAUGCCAUUUGUCCGGGCUACGUGGCUACGCCGUUGUUGAAGAACUCUUCGGUAAGUAUAGAAACAACAUUAGAAUUGAGCGGAUUGGUAUGUGCUGAUACUGCAUAGAGUCUGGCGGCCAUGCAAGCCGAAAUCGCCAAAGUCCCUCAGCAGAGAUUAGGGGACAUGGAAGAAAUUGCGGAUUCGAUCGUUUACAUGGCGAGUCCGAUGGCAAGUUUCAUGACGGGAUCGGCUAUGACGGUGGACGGGGGCUACACAGCAUAA